GGUUGUCACUGGGUGGGCGGGACCGUGCGGAGGUCACUGGGUGGGCGGGGUUCUGGCCGCCGUCAGUUCGAGCUGAACGGAGUGUGGGAUUCAGCGGCCUUUGCAGUGUCUCAGCAGCAGCCGACCUCUAAUUCUACCUCCAUUCUCCCAAACUGACUGGGUUUGUGUGCCAUGACUGCAGAGCUGAUUGGUGAUGAAGACGGGUUCUACUCCAAAGCCCAGAAAUACUGGAAGAAUAUCCCGCCGACAGUGGAUGGCAUGCUGGGUGGGUACGGGCACAUCUCCAGCAUUGACAUCAAUUCCUCCAAGAGGUUUCUACAGAGAUUUGUUGGGGAAGGCUCCGGGAAAGCAGGGGUGGGCUGCGCACUGGACUGCGGUGCUGGGAUUGGCAGGAUCACCAAACGACUGCUGCUGCCUCUGUUUAAAGUUGUCGACAUGGUGGAUGUGACGGAGGGCUUCUUAGCCAAGGCUAAGGCCCACCUGGGGGAGGAAGGCAAUCGUGUGGGCAACUACUACUGCUGCGGUCUGCAGGACUUCAUCCCACAGCCCCAGCGAUAUGAUGUUAUCUGGAUCCAGUGGGUGAUAGGGCACCUGACAGACGCCCAUCUCACCCAGUUCCUCAAAAGAUGCCAAAAAGGUCUUCGGCCGAAUGGAAUCAUCUGCAUGAAAGACAAUGUGAGCCAGGAGGGGGUGAUUGAGGAUGAGGUGGACAGCAGUGUCUGCCGGGACCUGGCCUCCCUGCGUGCCAUCGUGCGGCUGGCGGGACUCCACGUGUUGGCGGAGGAGAAGCAGGAUAACUUCCCCGAUGAGAUUUAUCAGGUGUACAGUCUGGCCCUGAGGUGAAGCUAACUGACCCUGUGUGCGAGGUGGGGGUGUCGUAAAGGGAGAGCGAGAGAGAUAAAGGGAAAAGAAUGGCACACAGCUCCAGGGCACUAGGUGUAAUAUAAAACAAACCUGAAGCACAGCACAGCGGGAGCAGAACUGCAUUGAACUUUAUUCCUGAAUGGUAGCUCCGACAAUGACCUGGAACCUUCUUUCCACCAAGUGGAUGAAUCCAAUGAUCAAGGAAAGCAUUGAUUAACAGGAUGCUGAGAAGCAGUGUCAGCAAAUUAAUAUCUUUGUCUGUACUUUGACUAGCUACACCUAAUGAUCCACUGUAUUUCUUCAGAGCAGAGUUUCCAGGGAAGAAAUGGAAAGCGGGGAUAUUUUAAACAGUUUGUGUUUGUCAUGCAAAAUCAACUGAUUUUUCCAUUCACCAAAAGCUAUGAACUGGAGAGCAGCAAGUCCCACUCUGGACUGAAGCUUCUAAUCUGGGCUGCGAGUUUACCACAGCAAUGGGGGAAUGCUGCACCCUUGGAGGUGUUGCCUUUUAAACUGAGGCCCAAUGUGGCCAACGUUACUCCCUCAAACAGCACUACCAGUAAGCAUCAUCUGUCCAUUCAUCACGUUAACCUUUGAGGAAUCUUGCUCUGCACAACAUGGCUUCCCCAUUUUGCCUACACUUCAAAGCAUUUCAUUGUAUUUCAAGCACUUUGGGCCAUUACUUAGAGGCGGCCUUCCCUUGCUAAUAUUGGACAGGUACAAAUCUCAAACUGCAAGUCCUUCCAUUUUGAGGAAUUCUCCCCACUGGAGCCUCCAAUGUCUGCCUCCUCUCUCUUUCUCUCUCUCUCUGUCUCUCCCCCCAUUUCUCUCUCUUGCGCUCCCAGUCUGCAGCAACUGCUGCUACCAGAUUGUGUGGAGUUUAAGUUCUUAGGAAAUGCAUUCAGAUCCCACAACACAUUGAGGCCCAAGAAAUUUGGUUCAAUUUUUAAACAAUGCAAUUUAUCAGAUAUCAUAAUUUAUUAAAUAAAUGGAUUAUUUUUGUGUGAAA
Carcharodon carcharias (great white shark) is the source of this 1870-nucleotide messenger RNA. RefSeq names its product N-terminal Xaa-Pro-Lys N-methyltransferase 1 (gene ntmt1). Gene Ontology annotation, cellular component: cytoplasm. Gene Ontology annotation, molecular function: N-terminal protein N-methyltransferase activity. The transcript has 4 exons. The coding region runs from base 172 to 843 and encodes 223 amino acids. The record is from RefSeq and is a predicted model, not a curated record. Gene Ontology annotation, biological process: N-terminal protein amino acid methylation. Lineage: Eukaryota; Metazoa; Chordata; Chondrichthyes; Lamniformes; Lamnidae.